Messenger RNA from Peronospora matthiolae, 1506 nucleotides. The record is from the annotation of a GenBank genome assembly. NCBI's taxonomy places the organism in Eukaryota, Oomycota, Peronosporomycetes, Peronosporales, Peronosporaceae.
AUGGACUUUAUGGUGCCUGCCGGAGUGCGGCUCGAUUUAGCUGAUGGCGCGCUAUGUCUACCAGAAGAAAUCCGCAUUCAUCUCGCAGGACGUAGCCCCGCGUACGGAUCGAAGGUACAGUAUGUAACGGCGAAGUAUCAACACGUGGUGAUCCCGGUCGGAGAGUCAAGGGAAGUGAAGAUCGGGAUCGGAGGGGCUAAGAUGAAGUUGUGGGUCGCUAGAGGACUAGAUUGGGUCCCCACUGUGAUCUCGGGGUGGGGUAAGACGAAAUACCUGCAGAUGACCAACAUUGGCGACCGUGAGAUCAUACUGCCCACCCACACUAUAUUAGGCAUGUGGGUCGAAGGCGAUAUGGUACCGCGAACUCAAGGUUUGGUGACAUUCGGGUCAGGGAAGUACAAGGAAUGGCAAACUCUGGCAUGUGAGGCUACGACGGAUCGAGUGAACGAACUCCCGAAAGAACAGAUCGGACCAUUGGUAGACCGUCCUACGUAUGCCGCUCCCAAACGCAUCUUGAAACGUCCGUCUGAUGCGUUACAGAACCUGUCUCCGGCGAUCUCCACGGUAACGCCGCAAGCUAACGAUGACGAUUCGCAAAAGGCAGAUGCUGUAGUUGCGUGGGAAGUAACGGUCAGGGGAGCCGAACUAUCGCGGAUGGAGAACGGUCAUGAGAUCCGUACCCAACAUGCAACGAAGAGGUACCGCGACACCGGUCAAGAAGGGCUACGUGACAGAUCGUCUCUACCGAAGGCUGAGCCGACUGACCGACUGUUGAAAUUGGGCCAGCCGGAAGAGACGAAGGAGCCUAAAGAAGAAAUAAUGCUAAAUACUGAAGACUUUGAGAUUGCAGAAAUACCAGUUUAUCACCACGAGAGCGGAGAUUUGUUUGCGGAAAAUAUCGAGCAGCAAAUGGCCGUGCUACCAGAGAUGUCGGCGACUACGGAAGAAGUUACGAUUGAGGACAUUCAGAUCGGUGAUCCCGAUGUGCCUCUCACCACAGAUCAACAACGGCUCAGAUCGCUGAUCUGGAAGAGCCGUCACCUCCUCAUGGGUAAAGGCAAUGCUCUACCGCCAGCAGCACGAGGGGCGAUUUGUGAUAUCGAUGUCGGUGGAGCCGCACCAAUUGCGCAAAGAGUCCGUCCGGUCGCACCCAAAUAUCGGGAGAAGCUGUCAGAUCUCAUCAAAGGACUAUUAGCAGCCAAAUUUGUUCAGCCAUCCACGUCGCCUUGGGCGUCUUCGAUAGUGGUGAUUAUCAAGAAGAAUGAAGUGGAUGUUGGCCUUUUUAUUGAUAAUCGAAGAGUGAACCAGCUGACGUGCCUGAUGGUUUACCCCAUGCCGUUGAUCAGCGAUCUGUUGGAAGAUCUGGAUAAAGCUCUAAGGUACUGCUCGCUAGACAUGGCUAGUGGAUUUUGGGUCGUCAAAAUGACUAAACGAGCAAUACUGGUCUCAGCGUUUGUCACACCGUUUGGCUUGUUCGAGUGGCUGCGAAUGCCUUUUUGGGCUUAA